UGUGUAACCGAGAAAAUAAAAAAAAGAUAAAAUCUUUAAUGAAUUCAAUGGAAAUGAAAACUAUAAUUAUUUUAUUUUCAAAAAACUCAUUUGUGUUUAUACUUUUCUAACCAAACUUGAUCGCCAUUUAUUUAUGAUCACUACUUAAUUAAUAAUAUCUUUUCCAAUAAAUUGUUAAGAUAAGCUACAAAUAUUAGUAUAUAGUUGAAAAUCUAUAUACAUAUAUGCACGCAUACAUAAUAUUCAAGAAUAAAAUUAAAAAAAAUAACUUCCAUUUACGUGCAUAAAAUUUAAAAAUAAUAAUGUCGAUAUAUUGUAGAACACUAGAAUGAAUUUUGUUCACAAUUAAAAAUAAAAUAUACAAAUUCAAUACAUAAAUGAAAACACUUUGUGUUAAUUUACAAAGAUUAACUAUAAUGAAUUAAUAUAAUAUUAGGUAAAACCUAAUAAUAAGCAUACAGAUUUCUACAUUGUUAAAAUAUUGUUAAAAAAUCAAUAAAAUGCCUACAAUAGCUAACUCAUCUUUAACAUAUGAAAUUCUUAUGUAUUUAAACUCUUUUUAUUUUGGUAUGUUUGCUAUAUGUGAAUUGGGUAUGGGCUUCUUCAAAGCUGCGAAUCUACCUUCUGGCACAAGUACUACAUUCACAGAGUUCAUACUCUUAUUCUUCCUUAUAAUCACAGAAGGAUCCAGAAUUUACUUUGGAAGGAAAGGGAAUUUGACAGAACAUGGACUACCAAUUCUUAUUGGAGUUAUUUUAACAGUACCCAGCUCCUUAGCAACAUUAUAUUUUUUAUUCUGGCAAAAUUAUGUACUCAAAUUAGAAGUAAUUCUUUGCAGCAUACAAUUGGUACUUUUAGCAUCUGAAUUAAUUAUUUCUAUUUCGUGUCUUAUAGCCAUCUAUAAACCUUCAUCUCCAGAAGAAUGAACAAUCAUAUUAAUAUUCAAAAAUUCAAUUACAUCGCAUUGAAUUGUAUGUUUCUAUAUAUUAAUAAAAGUGAAAGUCAAU
Messenger RNA from Apis florea (little honeybee), 1007 nucleotides. Its product is annotated as transmembrane protein 216. Lineage: Eukaryota; Metazoa; Arthropoda; Insecta; Hymenoptera; Apidae. Gene Ontology annotation, cellular component: ciliary transition zone. The record is from RefSeq and is a predicted model, not a curated record. Gene Ontology annotation, biological process: non-motile cilium assembly.